This is a messenger RNA of Ictalurus furcatus (blue catfish), 4058 nucleotides long. It is a transcript of the gene parp6b, whose product is annotated as poly (ADP-ribose) polymerase family, member 6b. Gene Ontology annotation, molecular function: kinase binding; NAD+ poly-ADP-ribosyltransferase activity; protein serine/threonine kinase activator activity. The transcript is spliced from 22 exons. Gene Ontology annotation, cellular component: membrane; intracellular anatomical structure; endoplasmic reticulum tubular network. Bases 757 to 2673 code for a protein of 638 amino acids. Lineage: Eukaryota; Metazoa; Chordata; Actinopteri; Siluriformes; Ictaluridae. The record is from RefSeq and is a predicted model, not a curated record. Gene Ontology annotation, biological process: endoplasmic reticulum unfolded protein response.
GGUGCUGAAUUGGUUUUUAUCUAGCUCAUUGUCACUGAGGAGCCCUUCGCAUGUUGAGAUUUGGGCGUUUGCGGUGCUGCACAUUAGGAAUCAAUCAACAGGGCAAGCCAAAGAGAUGCAGAGAUUAAAGGAUGACCGAAUUGACUAAAAAAUGUUUACUAGACACAGUUGAUGUUGUAUAUUUGGAUUUUCUCUCCUUUGUGAUAAAACUGAAUUAUUAUUUAUUGCACUAAAAAACUGUGGAUCAAACAUGUGAAAUGCAUCUCUUUCAUCAAACACAUAAACAAAGGCAUUUACAAUGGGAAAUGAGGUUGUAACUUAUUGUGCGAUUUUACUGAGGAUACUGUUAUUGUUCUUUUCUUUUUAUGUCCUUUGUCUAUGUGUUUGUUCUAUUCGUGUCUAUGUGGAUCUUAUUUAUUUAUUUGUUUGUUUGUUUGUUUAUUUAUGUUUUGGUUCUCUUCAUCUAUUGGAAAUAUGGAAUGGAAAUAACAUAAAUGAGUGGAAAGCGCCCACACCUUUUUUUUCUUCUUCUUCUUUUUUCUUUCUUUCUUUUUUUUCUUUUUCUGUUUUUCAGGUUAUUUUGGGAUGGUUUGGGAUUACUCAGCUGUUCUGGCUGAAUAAGCAUCAUCUCCAUGCUGGUUGUAAUGCUUGACCUCAUCACAGAGUCUGAACCAGAUCUCAACAUACUGUGCUUGGCAAACUCCUCAUCACUGGAAUGGAAAAGAAAGGCAACAAAAGGUCACUGGAGCUAAAUCUAUGAUCAACAUGAGUGUCAGUGGGCAGUGCUGGAGUGAUGAGGAAUCAGAUGGGGACAUUGACUGUGAAAACAUCAUCUAUGGAGCACAGGGUAAUUAUGCUGCUGAUCUCUAUUGCCACCCGCAAUUGGACACAGAUGUUGGAGCUGUGAAGGAUAUCUACUCUGACAAUGCUGUUGGUGUAAGGGAGUAUGAGGCAAUUGAUGAUGUGGACAUCGACUUGCACAUAAACAUCAGCUUUUUAGAUGAGGAGGUGGCCUCUGCAUGGAAAGUCAACAGAACAGAACCUAUUGUUCUCCGCCUUCGAUUUUCUUUGUCUCAAUACCUGGAUGGUCCAGAGCCGACAGUGGAAGUGUUCCAGCCUUCCUGUAAAGAUAGCUUCAGUGUUGGUGUACAACUCAAGAGAAUUCUAAGCACAUUCAUAUCAAAUCAGUGGAAACACCUCAGUAAUGAAUUUUUGAGAACUCAGCAGAAGAAGAGACAUAGCUGGUUCAAAGCUGGAGGAACGAUUAAGAAAUUCCGGGCUGGCCUCAGCAUCUUCACACCAAUAGCCAAGUGUCCUAACGUACCUCUGAUCCAGGGCCCUGGAGAGAAGGGGAGGACAUCAGGACCCGAGCCGAGAGUGAGCCGCCUUAUGAGCCGCUCAGCUUCCUGUACCAUGAAGAUGCCAAAAGGAGACCUGCUCACAUACGCACCCAAUGGACAGAAUGUGGCAGUCCCUGGCUCCAGAUCCACAGUUCAGAUCACCACCAAGCAGCUUAUUGAGCUGUUCUUCUCUUCACAAGCUCUCCUACACUGCAAGAGUAUUCCUACUCUGGAAUACGGUUUUCUUGUACAGAUUAUGAAGUACUCAGAACAGAGAAUUCCCACCCUGAAUGAGUACUGUGUGGUAUGUGAUGAGCAGCAUGUCUUUCAGAAUGGCUCCAUGCUCAAGCCAGCAGUGUGUACAAGAGAGCUGUGUGUGUUCUCCUACUACACACUGGGAGUUAUGUCAGGGGCUGUUGAAGAUGUGGCAACAGGAGCCGAGGUGGUUGACUUGCUGGUAGCAAUGUGCAGAGCUGCCCUGGAGUCAUCUCGUAAAAGCAUUAUAUUUGAUCCCUAUCCAUCAGUGGUGGACCCUUUCGAUCCCAAGGCUUUGGCCUUUAACCCUAAGAAACGAAGCUACGACAGGCUGCAAAAAGCACUGGACAGCAUCAUGUCAAUACGAGAAAUAACACAAGGCUCAUAUGUAGAGAUAAAGAAACAGAUGGACAAAUUGGAUCCACUUGCACAUCCUCUGUUACAGUGGAUUAUAUCCAGCAAUCGAUCUCAUAUUGUCAAGCUGCCUUUAAGCAGGCAACUCAAGUUCAUGCACACUACCCACCAGUUUCUGUUGCUCAGUAGCCCUCCAGCCAAAGAGGCUCGAUUCCGCACAGCUAGGAAACUAUAUGGCAGCACUUUUGCCUUUCAUGGUUCCCAUAUAGAAAACUGGCACUCUAUUCUACGAAAUGGUCUAGUUAACGCCUCCUACACAAAGCUGCAGCUGCAUGGGGCAGCAUAUGGGAAGGGCAUCUACCUCAGUCCCAUUUCCAGCAUCUCUUUUGGAUACUCGGGUAUGGGUAAAGGACAGCACCACAUGCCCACAAAGGAGGAGCUAGUACAUCAUUAUAACAGAGUCAACACCAUCUCACAGAGUCUCCCAGUUCAGUCGAGGUUUCUUCAGAGUCGGAAUCUCAACUGUGUCGCUCUCUGUGAGGUAAUAACAUCCAAAGAUCUCCAGAAACAUGGGAAUAUUUGGGUGUGCCCAGUACCUGACCAUGUCUGCACACGCUUCUUUUUUGUGUAUGAGGAUGGUCAGGUGGGAGAUGCCAACAUUAACACACAGGAAGCCAGAAUUCAGAGAGAGAUCUUGCGGGUUAUUGGGACUCAGUCGAGUUGAAUGUCAUGAUUUGACUCUGAGAGACAGAAUUAACCCUGCAAUGGGUUAUUGUCAUCCCUCUGAUCGCUGUUGCCAAAUUACAAAGUGGUUGUGAAGAAGCAAACUUUUUAAAUUUUUUACUAAGGUUGUUUUUAACCUAUUUUUUACACACUCCACCUUUGUGUGUUCCUUUUUUUGUGUGUAUGUGUGUUUUAUCUUGACAGCAUUCCUCUGAUUGCAUGCUUUGUUACAGUAUGAAUUCAGAGGGUUGUUUUUUAUUCCUUCCAUGUGUCCACUUAGGCGUUCUGUCGCCACAUUCAAGCACUGUCAGUAUUAAUGCACAGGUUUAUUUGUUGUUUAUGAUUCCGACCCUUUUCUAACACUGACAUUGUUGUUCUUACAUGAAAAAGGUGCUACAUUAGAUGUCAGCAUAGAAGGGGUGCUAAAGCUUGUAUUUCCAGAAGAGCCCCGAUAAAUAUGCUACAUAAUGACCAAUUAAAAAAAAAAAAAAUACUGUAAGGUAUUAUUCUGUUAAGUACUCAGCUAUGUUCACUUAACAACAGUUGUUUAAUUUUACACUUUUAGAAAUCAGUACAAGCCACUGAUUUUUGAUUAGGCUCAAUCCUGAGCUGUUUUUGAGAGAUGUGGUCUGUUCUUUUUAAUGGUACUGAAGAAAACAGAUAUUAUAAAGGUUACAUAAACCUGCUGUACACUUAGUAAUGUUUCUGAAGCUGAAUACCUAGGCAAUAUCUGUAGCAUCAAACACUUUACACUUAACCUAAUCUGUGCUGUACAGCAAAGAGACACCUGCAGUGAGUUUUGUCUUAACAUUGUAGAUAAGCAUACAAUAAAUGUAUGAUCAUGUCGUUUUCCUCUGAGGUAAGAAAAAAAGGUUAUGUUUUGUGGACACGGCCCACAUUUGUACGGAAACUCUUUUUUUUCUUCUUUUUUUUUUAAUAAAAGCAUGAUACUAAAAAUUGCAUACAAUGGUCUGUCUGUGUUAAAAGGAGAGUGUUUCUGUGGAUGUAGUACACAUAGUGGGUGCUGUGAAUAAAUCCAAAUUGGCUUUUCAGCAUGCCUGGCAUGGUUUAGGCUCAGUCUUGUUUCUCCUGAGGUAGAAAACAUCAUAUAUUACAGUGCACUCACUAUUUAUUUCAUUCAUCUUUAGUAACCAUUUCAUCCUGGUCAGGGUCAUGGUAGAUCUGGAGCCCAUCCCUGUAACACUGGGCUCAAGGCAGGAGAAAUCACCCUGGAUUGGAUGCCAGUCCAUGUCAGUGCACACACCCACAUUCAUACCUUGGCCAAUUUAUUGUAGCCAAUCUGCAUACAUGCAUGUUUUUGACAGUGGGAAGAAACAAUACGAACAUGUGGCGAACACGUGACACUCCACACAAAUGCUGACUUGA